CACCCCCGCUGCGCCGCAAUAAAGCAUCCUUCCUCCCCCUCUCGCUUCACCGCCGCCGCCGCUUGUCUCGGUUCCGCCCCCAACCCAGAGGCAGAAACCCCGCCGAAAAACCCUAGCCAUGGACGCCGCCGCGCUGGAAGCGCUCAUCCUGGACCUCCACGCCAUCGAGGCCGUCAAGCUGGGUUCCUUCGUGCUCAAGUCCGGCAUCACCUCCCCCAUCUACCUCGAUCUCCGCACGCUCGUCUCCCACCCGCGCCUCCUCUCCGCCAUUGCGUUGCUCCUCCACGCCCUCCCCGCCACACACCCCUACGACCUCGUCUGCGGCGUCCCAUACACCGCGCUCCCCAUCGCCACCGUCCUCUCCGUCGACCGCUCCGUCCCCAUGCUCAUGCGCCGCAAGGAGGUCAAGGCCCACGGCACCGCCAAAUCCAUCGAGGGAUCGUUCCAUCCGGGUGACACCGUCCUCAUCAUCGAGGACCUCGUCACCAGCGGUACCUCCGUGCUCGAAACCGCCGCUCCGCUCCGCGCCGAGGGGCUCGUGGUCGCCGACGCCGUCGUCGUCGUCGACCGAGAGCAGGGCGGGAGGGAGAAUCUCGCCUCCAAUGGCAUCAUGCUGCACUCUCUCAUGACCCUGACGGAGGUGCUCGCCGUGCUUUUGAAGCACGGGAAGGUGAGCGAAGAGAAAGCGGAGGAGGUGAGGCUGUUCCUCAACGCAAACAGGAAGGUGGCGGUGCCGGGGGUGCCUGUAAAACCCAAGGUGAUUAGGAAAUCAUUUGAGGAGAGGGCGAGAUUGGCCACCAACACUAUGGGGAGGAAGCUCUUCGAGGUGAUGGAGGCCAAGCAGAGCAACCUGUGUGUAGCUGCGGAUGUUGGGACAGCAAAGGAGCUCCUUGAGCUGGCCGAGAAGAUCGGCCCCGAGAUUUGUAUGUUGAAAACUCAUGUGGAUAUAUUGUCUGAUUUCACACCAGACUUUGGCUCCAAGCUUCGCUCGAUUGCUGAAAAGCACAACUUUUUGAUCUUCGAAGACCGCAAGUUUGCUGACAUCGGAAAUACAGUAACAAUGCAAUAUGAAGGAGGAAUAUUCCGCAUAUUGGACUGGGCUGAUAUUGUUAAUGCACAUAUAGUACCUGGGCCUGGAAUCAUAGAUGGCUUGAAGCUGAAGGGUUUGCCUAAAGGAAGAGGGCUACUUCUGCUUGCUGAAAUGAGUUCCGCUGGCAACCUUGCCCAUGGAGAUUACACUGCUGCAGCUGUAAAGAUUGCUGAGCAGCAUUCUGAUUUUGUGAUUGGAUUUAUAUCCGUAAAUCCUGCAUCUUGGUCAGCAGCACCAUCAAGUCCAGCAUUUAUCCAUGCCACUCCUGGAGUUCAGAUGGUCGCUGGAGGAGAUGCUCUUGGGCAACAAUACAACACUCCUUAUUCUGUUAUAAACGACAGAGGCAGUGACAUAAUUAUAGUUGGACGUGGGAUUAUAAAGGCGAGUGAUCCUGCUGAGACGGCAAGGGAGUACCGCAUCCAAGGGUGGCAAGCCUACCAAUCGAGCUUGUCAUGAGGAUGUAUAAACAUCCCAGUAUAAGGGCAUUCAGGCCAUUGAUGUAAUAAGAGCUUGUCCCAGCGUCGCUGUGCUACAUCUACCCUAAUCAAUCCAUAUCACAUCGUUUGCUACAAUAA
This is a messenger RNA of Phragmites australis (common reed), 1665 nucleotides long. RefSeq names its product uridine 5'-monophosphate synthase. Gene Ontology annotation, biological process: 'de novo' UMP biosynthetic process; 'de novo' pyrimidine nucleobase biosynthetic process. Lineage: Eukaryota; Viridiplantae; Streptophyta; Magnoliopsida; Poales; Poaceae. Gene Ontology annotation, molecular function: orotate phosphoribosyltransferase activity; orotidine-5'-phosphate decarboxylase activity. Bases 119 to 1546 code for a protein of 475 amino acids. The transcript has 6 exons. The record is from RefSeq and is a predicted model, not a curated record.